AUCAGCAUCCCAAAGAUCAUUCAACUCUGUGAUGGCAUCAUGGCUAGUGGGAGGAAGGCGGUCACACAUGCCAUCCCAGCCCUGCAGCCUAUAGUCCAUGACCUGUUUGUUCUGAGAGGCUCCAACAAGGCUGACGCUGGGAAGGAACUGGAAACACAGAAAGAGGUGGUGGUCUCCAUGCUGCUGAGACUCAUACAGUACCACCAGGUGCUGGAGAUGUUCAUCCUGGUCCUCCAGCAGUGUCACAAGGAGAACGAGGACAAGUGGAAGAGACUGUCCAGACAGAUCGCUGACAUCAUACUGCCCAUGAUAGGAAAACAACAGAUGCACCUGGACUCCCCUGAGGUCAACUGAUUUAGUGCUCUCUCCUAGAUGCACCUGGACUCCCCAGAGGUCAACUGAUUUAGU
Salvelinus fontinalis (brook trout) is the source of this 408-nucleotide messenger RNA. RefSeq names its product huntingtin-like. The transcript has 4 exons. The coding region runs from base 40 to 354 and encodes 104 amino acids. Lineage: Eukaryota; Metazoa; Chordata; Actinopteri; Salmoniformes; Salmonidae. The record is from RefSeq and is a predicted model, not a curated record. Gene Ontology annotation, cellular component: cytoplasm.